Messenger RNA from Adineta steineri, 1170 nucleotides. NCBI's taxonomy places the organism in Eukaryota, Metazoa, Rotifera, Eurotatoria, Adinetida, Adinetidae. The record is from the annotation of a GenBank genome assembly.
AUGACGCGGAACGAAGCUGAACAACUUCAGGCAAAUAAAGGUCAAUUAAUUGCUGCAAAUACUUAUUGGUCAACGAGUCGAAAAAAAUCGGUUGCAUAUAUGUAUAUUAAUGGUUGUCAGAACGAUACCGAUCGAAUGGUCGUCUUAUUUCAGAUUGAAUGCAAUCUUCGAAAUGAAGAAAAUUCGGUGAUUUUUGCUGAUAUCAGCGGCAGUAGUAACUUUCCCGAAGAAAAAGAAGUUCUAUUUGACAUCGGAGCAGUUUUUCGAAUCGAGAGCGUUACCUCAGAAACAAUCGAUAAGACAGAGGUUUUCGUUGUACAAAUGAAAACAACGAACGAAGGCCAAGAUGUUCUUGAGGAAUAUCGAAAACAAAAUCAGAAACAAAUGAAUUCAGAAGGUCGGCCGAUCAUGUUAUGCAGAAUUUUGAACCGAAUGGGAAAAUGCGACCAAUCUCGUAUGCUCCUUGAAAGACUUCUCCUCCAUCCGAAUGGAGAGAAUCUGGUUCAUAUUCACAAUCGUCUUGGUAUUACCUAUAAAGAUGAGCAUCAAUAUGACCGUGCAUUGGAGCAUUUUGAGCAAGCACUGAAAAAAACCGAUCUUUCUGAUGCAUCUCAACGAAAGUAUGCCGCUUAUAUUUUCCAUAACAAAGGUUUACUUUGUGCGAAAAGAAGACAACUUAAUGAAGCACUCGGAUUCUACGAACGCGCGAUCACAAUGCUGAAAAAGGAGACAAAUCCUCCGAAUACUGGCAUUGCACAAUUCUUAAGUAGCAUCGGACGCAUUUAUUUCCAACAGCGAAAAUACAAAGAAGCACUUCAGUAUCAACAGGACGCAUUACAAAUGAGAGAAGAAUGUAUGUCAGCGAAUCAUCUUGUUCUCACGUUCAGUUAUGCAGAUAUUGGCAAUAUUUACCGACGUCAACGUGAUUAUGAGCAGGCAUUGCACUAUCAUAAGAAAGCCUUAGACCUUCGACAGAAAUAUUUACUACCGAAUCAUCACAAUAUAGCAUAUAGCCUUCGUGACGUUGGAAAAAUUUAUUUCGAAAUGGGUAAUGUUACUGCAAUAUUUCUCUAUUUUUCAAAGCAUGCACAACAAAUGUUUCUUCAAUUGACAUGUAUAGAAGAUUUAGAGAAAAUUAGUGAUCGUCGAAAUCCAGAAAUUGGUAAAUAG